AGAAGAAGCAAAGCACCUAACGAGCCAAGAUGGCGGCAUUUCCGACAUGGUUGUGUGUGUGAACUUUUGCACUUUGUUCUCGGGCGCAAAUAUAUUAAUUCCCUUCCGAGUCCAAGUGCAGCCGACACGCUGCGCCGUAGUUUAGUAACGCACUGCUUGUUUGCGCGGACCGUUACAGCGCGUCGUGUUCGUUUGUGACGGCGGAUUAAUCUCCGCGUCAGUUAACCGCCUGGCGGACGGAAGCCACAGCGGCUCAGAAAAAAGAAAAACAAAACCCCCACCAGGCUCGGAGAUGAAGGAGGCUUUGACCCUGGUCCAGAAGCUGAGCGCACACCCGGACUCCCGGUGCUGGUUCGUCAGCUGGAGCCCGUCCGGGACGCUGCUGGCUUCGUGCGGCGGUGACAAGGCCAUCCGGAUAUGGGGACGAGAAGGUGACUCUUGGAUCUGUAAGAGUGUGCUUCAGGACGGACACCAGCGCACCGUGAGGAAAGUGGCGUGGUCUCCCUGCGGGAAAUAUCUGGCCUCUGCCAGCUUUGACGCAACCACGUGCAUCUGGAAAAAGAACAACGAGGAUUUUGAGAGUUUGACCGUGCUGGAAGGACAUGAAAAUGAGGUCAAGUGUGUGGCGUGGGCCCCUUCAGGGAACCUGCUGGCAACGUGUAGCCGAGACAAGAGCGUCUGGGUCUGGGAAGUGGACGAAGAAGACGAGUACGAGUGUGUGACCGUCGUAAACUCCCACACACAAGAUGUCAAGCAUGUUGUGUGGCACCCGACCCAGGAGCUCCUGGCUUCAGCGAGCUACGACAACAACGUUUGUAUUUACAAGGAAGAGGAUGACGACUGGGAGUGCCGAGCCACCUUGCAAGGACACACGUCCACAGUCUGGAGUUUGGCUUUUGAUGGAAGUGGACAGAGGUUGGCCUCGUGCAGCGACGACCGCACCGUGAAGAUCUGGAAGGAGUAUCCAAAUGAAAGUGGACAGGGAGACUUGUCGUGGAAGUGUGUGUGCACUCUGUCUGGGUACCACAAACGAACGGUGUACGAUGUCGCCUGGUGUCGGCUGACCGGCGCCCUGGCUACCGCCUGCGGUGAUGACGCAGUGCGAGUGUUUAAGGAGGACGAGGCGUCCGAUCCAGACCAGCCGGUGUUCUCGCUGGCCGCUCAGGCGACCAAAGCUCACAGCCAGGACGUCAACUGCGUCGCCUGGAACCCAAAGGAGGCGGGACUCCUGGCCUCCUGCAGCGAUGAAGGAGACAUCUCCAUCUGGAGGUUCCACGAGGAAGACUGAGCGCUCAACUGGCCCCUCACUGAGUUACACUGGGAACUGUGGUCACCACGCAUAUUCUUCAUUCAGCUUUUACAGCUUCUCAUAGCUCCGCAAGGAUUCAGCUUAAUAACAGUUUAUAAACACAUCAUGUUACAAUUCUAAACUGACAAUAACGCUUUCAGUGCAUCUUGUGCUUUCUGUGAGUCUACAUAUUUCUUUAUAACAGCUUAAUUAAGAUUUUAUUGACAAUUAAUGUUUAUAUAAAUAAAGAGAAUAUAAAAAAACAA
Molecule: messenger RNA, 1554 nt
Organism: Dicentrarchus labrax (European seabass)
Lineage: Eukaryota; Metazoa; Chordata; Actinopteri; Moronidae
Gene: ciao1
Product: cytosolic iron-sulfur assembly component 1
Exons: 7
Coding region: 293-1288 (331 amino acids)
Biological process (GO): iron-sulfur cluster assembly
Cellular component (GO): cytosolic [4Fe-4S] assembly targeting complex
Molecular function (GO): protein binding
Source: RefSeq, a predicted model, not a curated record